AAAUACUCUGCAGCCCAUAAAGUUUCUCUCAGCGAGAUCCAAACUUAGACCGAGAGGAUCUGCUGCACCGAGUGAAGCUCAGAACACAGAGAAGAUCUGAAGAUCUGCUCAGGAGAAAAAGAUCAAAGGAGGAGAGGAUCUGAACCUCAACAUGUCCAGCAAGCGCCCCAAACCCAAAAUAUCUCGGCGCCUGAGUCGGGACCUGACCUGCUCCAUCUGCCUGGACCUGUUCCAGAACCCCGUGUCCCUGCAGUGCGACCACACCUUCUGUGAGACGUGCAUCACCAGCUACUGGAGCGGGACGCGCUCGCCUCCCACACCCGGUGCACCUGGCACACCUGGAACACCCGGCACACCUGGCACGGGAUUGCCUGGCCUGUGCCCUCAGUGCCGGAAGGUGAUCCCCGGUCGGAGCUACAGACCCAAUCGGAUCCUGGCCAACAUCGUGGAGACGUACACCCAUGAGAUGGAGGAGGAGAUAGCGAGUGAGAGUGCGGACGUGGGCGUGGCGGGCGCGGCGGGUACACCGGUGAAAACCAUGCCACAGUGCCCGCGGCACCGCGAGGAGCUGAAGCUGUACUGUGAGGAGGAACACGAGCUGGUGUGUGUGACCUGCGCCGUGUCUCAGGAGCACCAGGCCCACGCCCUCCUGUGUCUGGAUAAAGCCGAGCAGAAGUACCGGCAGUUACUGAGCAGCUCGGUGUCGGCGCUGCAGACGGAGAUAAACACGGCACUGCAGUGUGAGAGAAAGGCCGAGGACGAGGUCAAGAAACUAAAGGAACACACGGCGGAUCUGAAGCAGCGUAUCGAGGCUCAGUUCAGCGAUCUGCACCAGUUCCUCUACCAGGAGGAGAAGCUCCUGCAGGUGAAGCUGAAGACGGAGGAACAUCGAGAGCUGAUCCGACUGGACCAGCACAAAGCUCUGGUGUGUGAGGAGAUCAGGAGACUCCAGCAAACCCUGAACGACAUCGAGGACAAACUGAGAGAACACGGACCGUACACACUGCUGAGGAACAUCAAGAGUCUACUGCAGAGACAGCCUCUGAAGUUUGAGAAGCCGACCCUGAUGCCUCCUCAGCUGUGUGAAGGCCGAUUCGCUGGUCCACUCCAGUACCGAGUCUGGAAAUCUCUCAAAGGAAGCCUUUACCCAGUGCCGUCCGCCAUCACGUUCAACUGUAGCACGGCGAACCCGUGGCUGAGCGUGACGCCGUCUCUCACCUGCGUCCGCUACCAGACCUUCAACAGCUCGGCGCGGGACAACCCUCAGCGCUUCGACGCCGCCCUGUCGCUGCUGGGCAGUCAGGGCUUCACCCACGGCUGCCACUACUGGGAGAUCGAGGUGUCCAGCAGCACCGUGUGGACGGUGGGCGUGGCCCGGGAGUCCGUCAGCAGGAAGGGCGUGAUCAAAGCUCUGCCGGCUAACGGGUUCUGGACGGUGUCACUGUCGUACGGCGUGCAGUACAUGGCGGGGACGUGGCCCCCCACCGUCCUGACCCUGACCGAGCACCUGGAGCGCAUCGGCGUGUACCUGGACUAUAAACGAGGUCUGGUGUCGUUCUAUAACGCCGACAGCAUGAUGCACCUCUACACCUUCCGCGACGCCUUCACCGAGGCGCUGUACCCGUACUUCAACCUCGGCUUCCUGGAUAAAGUGCACGAGAACGAGCCGCUGAAAGUCUUCGUCCCCAAAAUAUGAGCUCAGCGUACGUGCUGAUGGUGCACAGUCUUAAAAUCUGAGUGCACCAGUCAGAACGGUUCGUAUUCGUUUAUUUUUCCAAGUGCUUCCAGGAAAACAUGAAGCAUUAGCUAGCAGGUUAUGGAACCAGCUGUAAACUAGCUAUUUAGUCCUGUAACAGAGAGUCUGGACCAAAACAUAGUGCCAGAUUUAGAAAUUAUGAGACUCGUAUAAAGACAUUUUAUUUUGUGAACCAUUCUGGCCGUCUCGUACAUUUGCUCAGUGGUGAUCAUCUUCCUCUCUGAGAUGCACUUGUUCUUAAAAAUCUAAAUGUGCCUUUCUUCCUCUUUCUUUAGUGUCCAGACUUCAGAUCCAUACGUGGCUACUGACCAGACCAAGACUCUCAUCAGUCCUAGCUUAGUGAUGGUGCUCAUUGACUAGUGUUUAUUUCUGUAUUCUUGUCAGUUUGACCAGCACAGCCACAUUUAUUGUCGUUUUUGAUGUCACUUUACGUGUUAUAAACUCCACAACACAGCGCUGUACUAAUGUUAACCUGCUAACUCGUUAACCAACAUUCAAGUUACCAGAAGCCGGUGUCUUGCUAAGCACAGACGCUUUUAAAACACUGAUUGUUUUCAGUACAUGUAUGAUACAUCCUGGUGCACACACCGGUCUGGAGGACAGAAUUUGGUUUCUGCUGCUGUUGAAGAGUCACGUGAGUCACGUGUGUUUCCCAGGCUGGACCUGGUCAGUUAUAGAUAUUUACUAAUCAAUUGCUGAUCCUGGAUCAGUUCUUGUAGCAUUUAAUCCUUAUAUAAAUCUGGUCUGGAAUCAGUAAAGCAGUAAAGGUCUCAAGUGACCUGCAACUGUUAUUGGGUGUUUAUUACAGAAUUGUAAGCGGCUUCAGAUAAAGUGCCUGAAAAAUGUCAUAAAUAAAUGUACGUAUGUAGAAAUCCGUCGCUCUCUGGUGACAAUAGAGAGUCAGACGUUCAGGUUUCUCUGUGGAAUAAAAUAAUUCAUGUUCUGAGUUUUUAGAACUCGACUGUAGAUGGGUUUUGGAUCCCAGACAGCUAUUGUUUAUACUGGUGCAGUACUGUGGGAACAGUAUAAUGGCCUUCAUGACCUGAGCUGUGCGCUGUAUAUAGAAUAUAACCUGAGUUCUCAUUCACCUUGUCGGCUGGGACGCUGUCAUUUGAUUAUAAUUUGAUUGGUGUAGCAAAUAAUAUGCAAAAGAACCGGGGUUCAGCCUCUUCAUUUGUUGUUUAAGGAAGCUGUUUAAUAAGUUUAGUAAAGUGGCCGGUCUCGUGUGGAUGGACAGUUUAGAUUGCUGGCGCUAUGCUGUGAUGGUUUUCUUCAGGUUUUGGUUGUUAAAUGUGUCCUGGAGAGAAGGAUGCACUUCCACUCCUACAGCACACCACAAACCUGAAGCUAAACUGGUUUAAGCACCAAUAUUUCAGCCUAAUUUGGGACACACGUAGUUUACUGUGGCUUAUUUUUAUCUGAAUAUGAUCCUAAAGCUAUAGACACCUGAAACGAUCCUGUGUAAACAGGGUGUAGGAUUUUUAGAGUUUAGCAAAUAUAAUAUGAAAAUAUGGGUGCAGGCUCAUAGUUACUGAUAGUUAGAUUCUAUACUCAUGUACAGUCUUGAUUAUUAUGCUGUGACUAUUAAAAUAUAUAAUCAUUCUUCAUCUGAAUUGCAUCUAUAAUGAGUGCUGGUCACUCAGAUGAAAUGCCUUUUCAGAUUUACAUGAUCUAUACCAUGCUGGUUUUAUAUACAGAUGUUCUAUCACUGUGAUUGGCAGUGAAAACAUCACACUGUUUAAGGCUGUUUCAUUUUUUCUACAAAAAUCAAUAAAGUCACAAACAAA
Trichomycterus rosablanca is the source of this 3543-nucleotide messenger RNA. RefSeq names its product tripartite motif containing 69 (gene trim69). Gene Ontology annotation, cellular component: cytoplasm. NCBI's taxonomy places the organism in Eukaryota, Metazoa, Chordata, Actinopteri, Siluriformes, Trichomycteridae. The record is from RefSeq and is a predicted model, not a curated record. Gene Ontology annotation, molecular function: ubiquitin protein ligase activity; zinc ion binding; protein binding. The transcript has 6 exons. Gene Ontology annotation, biological process: protein ubiquitination. Bases 152 to 1696 code for a protein of 514 amino acids.